CCCCGACCGCCGCUCCCGCGCCCGGCCGACCCUGCAGCCGCCCUCGCCACGCCCGGCCCCCGACGCGCAAGGCCGCCCCAUCCCGCCCCGGCCGCCGCCGCGCCCGGUCCCGACGCGCCCACGGCUCCUUCUGCAACAGCUGAUGGCGUCGUCGUCGUCCUACCCCAGCAGUGCGGUCCUUGCAGACUCUGUGCUCGGCCAGAAAGCUGGCGUCAUCGUCGACGAGGUGUCGGCGCCUGAGAGUUCAACCCUGGGGGCUAGGACUGGGAGGUAUGCCAUGAUCUUUGACGCCGGCAGCAUAGGGAUCCGUGUACACGUCUUCAGGUUCGACAGGAAGCUCGACCUCCUCGAGAUCUGCGACGAUGGCAUCAAGGUGUUCGCCAAGGUAAAGCCCGGGCUGAGCUCAUACGCUGGACAACCCCAAGAGGCUGCAAAUUCCAUGCUGCCUCUUCUUGACAAGGCCAAGAGUGUCGUCCCUAAACAGCUGACGAAAAGGACCCCACUUAGACUCAGAGUCAGGAACCUUAUCCACAUUAAGAGCAAAUUUCAGUACAAGCCCGAGUGGAUCAAUGUUAUUGAGGGAUCUCAAGAGGGAUCAUACCUAUGGGUAUGACUUAAUUAUCAAACACAAACAAACAAAAAAAGACCUUUGAGGAAAUGCUAGCUUUUGUCACCUCAUUUUAAUAUAUGUACCCCUAAUACUAUGUGUUUGAGUGCUCUGAGCAUGGGUUGUUUAUUAGGUUGCUCUGAAUUAUCUGUUGGAUAAACUGGGAGGGACUACUCACAAACAGUAGCUGUGCUUGACAUGGGCUGUGGAUCAGUGCAAAUGGCCUUUGCCAUAUCUGCAAAUGCCGUUGCAAGUGCUCCAGCGCCGCCUCAUGGGGAAGACCCCUAUGUUACAAGAGAAUAUCUUAAAGGAAAAGAUUACAACAUCUAUACUCAUAGGUUUGAUGAACAUAUAUAUUGUAUCAUAUAAUAGUGUGUGUAUACAUUUUGUUUUAUUAAUUAGUUACAGAGCCAUUAUGUUAAAAAGAAAGAUGAUCUGUACAUUUGAUUUUGACUAUGCUUCUUUUUUUAGAAACAUUACAAGUUGCCUGAAGGAGAUACUCAUACGGAACUUGUGACGGAACCUCCCAAGUCAUUAGGUCCACCUACAGUUGUCCUUGUCCAACGGACCUCAGACAACCCUGUAGGUGCCCCUGAAUCACUUGACAAGUUCGGUAUCUGCUUUUCUUACCUUUCCCAAGAGCGUUUCACCCGUCACGCAGACAUUACAAGCAUCGGAGUUACGAGAAUGCGGAAGCAAUUACAUGAACUUACCUUUGUUUAAAAGUAAGAUAGAG
Zea mays is the source of this 1343-nucleotide messenger RNA. RefSeq names its product probable apyrase 3. The record is from RefSeq and is a predicted model, not a curated record. The transcript is spliced from 3 exons. The coding region runs from base 143 to 613 and encodes 156 amino acids. Gene Ontology annotation, molecular function: nucleoside diphosphate phosphatase activity. Gene Ontology annotation, biological process: nucleoside diphosphate catabolic process. NCBI's taxonomy places the organism in Eukaryota, Viridiplantae, Streptophyta, Magnoliopsida, Poales, Poaceae. Gene Ontology annotation, cellular component: membrane.